Ananas comosus (pineapple) is the source of this 1811-nucleotide messenger RNA. RefSeq names its product protein HYPER-SENSITIVITY-RELATED 4-like. Lineage: Eukaryota; Viridiplantae; Streptophyta; Magnoliopsida; Poales; Bromeliaceae. Bases 284 to 1645 code for a protein of 453 amino acids. The transcript has 2 exons. Gene Ontology annotation, molecular function: ATP hydrolysis activity; ATP binding. The record is from RefSeq and is a predicted model, not a curated record.
UCACAAUGCCUCUUAGACAUCAGGAAACUUGGACUGCAAGGAAAUAGUAGAUAUCACAUGUUCAAAAGCGACAGUUGACUCCUCCACGACAAAGUCCUCCCCCACUAUCUAACCUCUGCUUAUUUAUUCUCAUCCAAGAUCAUUACAGAUCAGAACACACACUCAUCUCCUCAAAUCCCAAGAGAGAGAAAGGACAAAAAGAGUGAGGCGAAAAACAAACUAAAAAGGGAGCAAAAAGCAUUACAAAUCUGCUCACCUCCUCAUCGAGCUCCUGAAGAUCUCCAUGGCUUCAUAUGAAAAGGCCAUAGAAUCAUACAAGAAGGCCGUCACCACAGCCGCAUCUGUCGCGGCCUCUGCUAUGCUCCUACGUGGGGUGGUCAAUGAGCUCGUUCCCCACGAAGUGCGGGACUUCAUCUUCUCCGGCAUCCACGAUCUGCGCUCUUGCAUGUCCUCGCAGCACACAAUCGUGAUUGAACAGACCGAAGGGUACGCCAACAAUCAAAUCUAUGAGGCUGCGAAAUUGUACCUAGCAACCCGCAUCAACACUAACAUGCGAAGGCUAAGGGUGAGCAGGGUAAACGAAACAAAGAGCAUGCUAAUCAGUAUGGAGGAGGGGGAGGAGAUGGUCGACGUGUAUGAAGGUACCGAAUUCAAAUGGCAGUUGGUUUGCCGGGAAACCUCCAGCGGCACUUCGAGCAAUGGCAAUUUCCGGCAGAUCGAAGUCCGAUCAUUCGAGCUCGGCUUCCACAAGAAGCACAAGGAAAAGGCACUUUACUCCUACUUGCCAUUUAUAUUAGCAAGGGCAAAAGAACUUAAGCAGGAGGACAGAGCACUCAAGCUCUACAUGAAUGACGACGAUUCAUGGUACCCCAUAGAUUUGCACCACCCUUCAACAUUCGACACGCUUGCAAUGGACACAGAGCUUAAGAAGGCGGUGAUGGAUGAUCUUUCAAAGUUUGUGAAGAGGAAGGACUAUUACAAGAGAAUCGGCAAGGCUUGGAAGCGAGGGUACCUGCUUUACGGGCCACCUGGGACUGGGAAGUCGAGCUUAAUUGCUGCAAUGGCAAAUUAUCUCAAGUUCGAUAUCUAUGACUUGGAGCUCACAGAAAUAAGAUGCAACAACGACCUGCGACAAUUACUGAUUGGUAUGUCCAACAAAUCAAUACUCGUCAUAGAGGACAUUGAUUGCACGAUCAAUAUCCAACAAAAGGGCAAGAACGAGGAUCAGAAUACAUCAAACAACGACAAGGUAACGCUCUCUGGUCUGCUCAACUUUGUUGAUGGGCUGUGGUCGACAAGCGGGGAGGAGCGGAUCAUCGUAUUCACUACAAACUACAAAGAGCGCCUCGACCCCGCGCUGCUGAGACCCGGACGAAUGGAUAUGCACAUACAUAUGAGCUACUGUGGCAUCGAUGCAUUCAGGGUGUUGGCUUCCAACUACCAUGCCAUUAAUGACCACAAAUUGUUCCCAGAGAUCGAAGGGUUGAUAACGGAAGUCGAGAUAGCUCCGGCGGCAGUGGCGGAGGAGCUGAUGAGGAGUGAUGACACUGAUGCUGCACUUCAAGGGCUCCUCGAUUUCCUCAAGGCAAAGAGAAACGGUAAAAAUGAAGAUAAAGUUGAGGAACAAAAUGUCGAAGAUGGGUAAGAUGAGGUAGAGAAGCAGAAAAAGUAAGAUAGAGAUGACGACGAAAAUUUAGUUGGAGCCACUGAUAUUAAGAAGCACUAGAGAAAUUCUUGCUAUUAACAGUGUCAAUAAAUUGUAUGGAACUUUAUGGAAGAUGAGAUAUUUGGCGACUUCCUUUCGCUCUCAA